AUGGCCUUCUGGUGUAUCAGCCACUCCUCCGAGCUUGGUAUCGUCAGCAAACUUGCUGAGAAUACUCAUGUUCUUGUGGAUAGUGCUGAUGUCCUCAGCUGUCAUGAUCUUAAAAAUAUUCAGAAGUAUCAGCUCCCUGUUUUAUGUGCAGAUUUCAUUUGGAAAUGAGUUGAAAAGGGGAAGCUUUUAUAUAUUGAUGCAUAUAAGGUUAAUAAAUCACAAGACGACACAUCUGACCAAAGACCAGACAGACAGGAUGGGAAAGGCCUCUCAUCUGCUGAAAAUAAAAAUGCCACAAAGAAAAAUGAAAACAGCGAUUCCAACCUUACUGUUGCUGAAGACAGUGAGAGAAGAACUGAGUCCAAAGUGGGGACUUUUAGAUUUUACAGUUAAUAUUAUCAAGAUACUCCUUUUUUCCCCAAAAAUUUUGAAGUUGCAAAAUAUUGUGUCGUUGAAAAAGUUAACUCCAAGAAAAACAAAGAUUUUGUAGUUAUUGAAUUACAGUGUUCCCAAAGCAUUUUAGCUUCUGUCUUGACUAUAUGACACUUCAGUGCAUCAAAUGGAACAAAGAAUAAUAAACAGUUCAUAACUCAUUCUGCUGAAGAAGUAAGAGAAAAAUAUGAGACACUUAUUACAGACACGAAGAGCCAGGAUUUCCUGCUCAGAGAAACUUUUCCACUAGAAGCAGAAUUUUUAGCAUCUACAAAAUUGCAAAAAUUACUUGUAGAAGAAGCCAUCCAUUCAAGUGCUAUAUGUCAGGAAGUUAGUGAUUUUGUGGAAUUGAUCUGGGCAGAAGCUAUUGGCCACCUGAAUAGUUUACUGCUUAAAUCAGUAAACAACAUAAGCCUAAAUGAUGUGAGCAAAGCAGAAGGUAUUUUACUCCAAGUAAAGAAUGCACUGGAUGAGGGAGCUGGCAAGGUGGCACUACAAGAGAUGAUAAUGGAAUUCUAUCCAGUUAUACAUCACAAAACUGAAGUAGACUAUGAAGUUUCCAAAAAGCUGUUAUCUAGAAAACAGGACCUUUGUCAGCUAAUCAGAGACAUGCUUGAUAUAUGUGAAACAAAUAUAUCAUGCUCAAACCCGUCAUCUUUGGCCAAAUGCCAGGCUCUGAGGUGCAAGAUUGAAGCUGUUGACUCAAUGGGUUAUCAAUUUCUCAAUGUUGAACAAGUGUUGAAAAACAAUUACAAAUCCUCUGUGGUUCGUAACUGCACAAUGUGUAUUAGGCCACACACUAUAUGCAAAAGUAUUUUGUACUACAUUCAUUGUGUGACCUUCUUUUUCUCUAGAGGACUCCUAAUGCCAAAAGUGGUUGCUGAAGAUCAUGGCCUGGAAAGAGCUGGCACUUGCAAUCUGGGCAUUGGCAUUUACCUCAGUGAUUCUGUUAGUGCCAGCAUUAAGUAUCCUUCACCCAGUGAAAUGGAUGGAACCUGGCUCCUGGCAGUCUGUGACGUGGCACCUGGAUCCUGCUUAGAUUUGCAUGAAUAAGACUAUCCAUUAAAUAACGUACCAUCAGGUUAUGGCAGUGUGUAUGGAGUCCGUAAAACAGCAGACAGCUCUUCAGACUUUGAGGAUGAUGAAUUUGUUGUGUAUAAGACCUGUCAGGUCAAAAUUAGAUAUGUUGUUAAGUUUUGCCUUGCUGAAGAUCAAAUAAAACCAUUUCAGCCUGCAAUUGGCAUGGAACUAGAGCAAGAUAACAAUGAGCCAGUGUCACAAUGUCAUUUACAGCAUGGGAGUAAGAAAUGUUCUCUCUAUGCAUUACCAAAUGCAAAUCUUUCAAAUCCUGUAAAAAUUGGUCUUCGGGACAGACUGGGAAAUCUUGUCCCUCUGGGAAGUGUUUAUAUCAAGGCUAGGAUAAUAGGCUAUGUAGCACAGCUAGUAAUGUUUCAGACCUACACCAAUCAAAACAGUAAACCAACUAAAGCAAAAUAUGUCUUUCCUUUGGAUGAUACAGCUGCCGUUUGUGGAUUUGAAGCUUUAAUCAAUGCAAAACACAUCACUGGAGAGGUUAAAGAAAAGAAACAAGCACAUGGGGAAUAUCGGAAAGCUAUCAGUCAAGGUGAUGGAGCUUAUCUACCGGACCAGGAUGCACCGGAUAUUUUUGUAAUAUGUAUUGGAAACUUAUCUCCAAAUUCUACAGCUGUGAUCAAAAUCACCUCUAACACUGAACUGAGUUUCCAGCAUCUUUGUAUCACCUUUCAUAUGCCUGCUUCUCUGUCACCAUGGCAACAGAACAAAGCAUUAAAUGAAAAGAUGCAGAGCCAGGUAUCUAGAAUAUUUUCUCCAGGAUGCAGCUCCGUUUCUAUUAAAUGGCAACAGUUUAAUACAUGUGCACCAGAGCCAAUGCAGGCUGCUGCUCAAAUAUAGUCUUUCUUUAAAAAUGAGAGACUUCUUGUCUAUGGAUUCAUCCCUCACUGUACCCAGGCCACCUUAAGAGCAGUAAUAAAUGACCAAGAACUACAGACUGUGGUGUCAACUACGGAACUACAGAAGACAACAGGAACAGUCCUGCACAAACUUGCAGCAAGAGCUUUUAUUAAUGACUAUGAAGAUGGGAUUCUUCAUAAGAAUGAAACAGACAUGAGGUUUGAUAAUCUGAAAUUAAAAAUAAGCCAGUUUACAAGCUUUGUUGCGGUUGAGAAAAGGGAUCCUAAUGAAACUUGUUCUGCUGAUGCUCCAAACAUCCUGGAAAUUAUAGCCCAGGAAGAUGUAGAUUUUUUACCUUACAUGGACUGGGACCAAAAUUGUGGUGCUGCAUGUUCCACAGCAGUAGAUGGUAUCAAUUCAGCUGAUUUCCUAAGAGAGAAAGGUGAAACUGAAACCCUCUAAUUUCAACCUGAAGAAGUUCCUGUUAGUCAGAAGAGCCUCUCACCAAAAAGCAUGGCACAGGGAUUUGUAAAUGGUUCUGAAUUUGAAACUUAUAGAAAAGAAGCAUUCCCAUGGUCAAGGUGUAAGGAAAAGGCAGCACAUCACCCUGAUGUUACAGCUCCUCAAGAAGGAUUUACUGAGGAGUUUAAGGCUGUGGAACAAUUAAGGCGCUUUAUAACAAUGAAGAAGGAAAGGAUUCAACAGAGAAUUAGGUUGACUUCUGUAAACUGGAAAUAAAUUUUUGCACUCCAAAAUCAGUCUUCAACACCGAUGGUGGGCUCAGAGACCCCACAGAGCCCUGGGCUAGAGAACCAUGACUGUGGGAAUGAUGAACUCCUGAUCAACCCUGAACUUGUGCAGGAAUUGCUGCUCCAGCUAGGUCCCUGUAUGUUGAUGUGGACAGAUGGGAUUCAUGUGAGGGACGAGCCAGGCCCACCCGGGCGCCGCACCUCCGAGGGUCAGCAGCGCGAACGCGCCGCCGAGCGCCUCCCGCCGCCGCUCACCGCCUCCCUCCUCGAGACACGGGCUGCAGGCUGGGCCCCGAAACCUUGCGGGGGCCCCGAGCGGGGGUUCGGUCACGCUCUCCAGGAAGGGGCCGCCGGGGCAGCGCGCAGACAGGGAGCCCUAGCCACCACCCGGCGCUCGGUCCUCGCCGGCGGGGCCGGGGCGGCCGCUAGCCGCUGUGCCCAGACACGCCUCCGCCAGCAUUGGCGGGCGACAGCAGAGCCGAGUCGGAGAGGGGCGGCCCCGGGGUCUCGGCUCCCGCCGCCCAGCUCCGAGGCGGGCAGUCGAGCCGUCGGGCCGGGGGUCGGCCCGCCCGGGGGCCACCGGCGCCGCCGCCGUCACGGGGCGGGCCCGGCGGGAGCCCGCGGCUACCGGCAAGGAGCCGCCCCGCCCAUUGGCCGCCGGCUGGCUGGGCUCGGGGCCCCGCCCCUGCGCGUCACGGGUUGGAGGGGCGGUGAUUGGCUGCGGCCGCCGCCUCGCUGCCUCCUGGCCCGGCGGUGGAUGUCGCAACCGCUUUUCACCGUUGUCGUUUGA
Messenger RNA from Phalacrocorax carbo (great cormorant), 3903 nucleotides. The record is from RefSeq and is a predicted model, not a curated record. Lineage: Eukaryota; Metazoa; Chordata; Aves; Suliformes; Phalacrocoracidae.